GAUAUUACUCGUCACCUCGUUUCAAUGUGUUAUGUACGAUCAUUGCUUCGGUCCCGACGAGACGAGCCAGUCAAGUGCAAAAAAAUCAUAUUAAUAAUGUGGCGCACAUACUUGUCGUCGCGACAUCGACGGUUGAUCUGCUGAACAUGAAACCACAUACCAAGAGAUCAACGUAAACUGGAAUGUGUAGCAUACGAGAUACACAUUCCUGUCCUCAAGCACUGCGGGACGUAUCUAAGACUGUGCUUUUGCAUUCCAGGGCUAUAAAUAUAGGUAAACAAGCAUUAUGGCGUGAAAUGAAGGGAACCAUGAUAGGAGAUUGGAUACGCGAGGAGAUUUUACUACAGUUUACUACCCACGAAGAGCUGAGAAGCUACGAGUUGACCCGUUAACACAUAAGAAGACGUGGAUUCCCAAGACUUCCUUAGCUAUUUUCCUGUUGUUCGUUCAACCAGCUCUUUUUUCAGUAUUAAUUUAAGCCAGUCUACUCGGCCCAAUUCAUUCAAGCUGGCAGUCUUUCGAUCUCUUCUGGAUAUCAAACUCCCAGACUUCAAGUCAAAAAAGUAGAUACUUUAUCAACGCACCUCUCUACACCGAACACCAAAAUGCAUCAACCAACCCUCCUCAGCCUCGCGUUCCUCCUUCUCCCCCUUUCCACACUCGUCACCUGUCUCGAAAGCAACUCUCAAACCGGCAGUGGCAGUGGCAGUGAAACCUUCAGCGGGACCUCCAACGGAAACCUCAAUCCCAACGGUAACAGCAACGCCAACCAAAACCAAAACCAGAAUUACAACACCAACGAAAACGAGAACUACAACAGCAACACCAACAUCAACAACAAUUACAACAUCAAUUAUAACCAUAAUGCUAAUUACGAUAUUGAUGUGAAUGACAAUGACAAUGACGACGAUGAUGAUAAAAAAGACGGGGUAGUUUACACGACUGAAAUUGUCACGGCGCUGACGACUUAUUGUCCCAAGGCGACGGUGAUUGAGCAGAACGGGAUUGCGUAUACGAUUACUGAGGCUUCGACACUUACUAUUACAGAUUGUCCCUGCACACAAACGCGCGCUCUCCCCGGCAUAGCCCUCACACCCGCCAUUCUUCCCCAGUCGCCCCUCUCAACAAUCGUCCCUACCACCGCUUCCCUCGCCGCUCUCACAACCCCCUCUUCUCUCCCUGCAGCAGGAAUUCUCCCCCUCUAUCCCCUCUCAUCCCUCCCCGCAUCCAUCCUCCCUCAAUCUCUCCCCUCAGUCGGCAAUGCCGAUAUCCUCGCUGCUUCUGUUCUCCCGUCGGUUAUUCCCGCCGCGACGAAUCCAGCUACAAUUGACGAAUCGGCGUUCGGAGCGACGCCGAGCGAAAUUGGGGAUGUGGCGGGGGAUGAGAGUGGACCGGUGCAGUUUUUGGGGGCGGCGGGGAGGAGCGCGAGGGAAGUGGGGUUUGGAGGGUUGAUUGGGGGGUUUGGGGUUGUGGGAUUGUUGGUUUUGUAGGGUUGGGGUUCUGCUUCAUGGAGGAAUUAAGAGGAUUUCUGCGAGAGAAUUGAUUGGGAAUACGAAUGGGGUUUGCAUGGGAUGGGACGGGAUGGGAUGGGGUGAGAUCAGAUAUUUUCGGGUUGAACUUUUGAACGCUGGAAUGGUAAUGUAGUUAUGUUCUUUCAGGAUUUCACGCUGGUUUCAGAUUGAGGAAUUGGGAACGGGAAAGAAAACUCA
This is a messenger RNA of Botrytis cinerea B05.10, 1709 nucleotides long. RefSeq lists its product as hypothetical. NCBI's taxonomy places the organism in Eukaryota, Fungi, Ascomycota, Leotiomycetes, Helotiales, Sclerotiniaceae. Gene Ontology annotation, molecular function: structural constituent of cell wall. The coding region runs from base 606 to 1490 and encodes 294 amino acids. Gene Ontology annotation, biological process: fungal-type cell wall organization. The record is from RefSeq and is a predicted model, not a curated record. The transcript is spliced from 2 exons. Gene Ontology annotation, cellular component: fungal-type cell wall.